UACCCAGAGAGAGUCACACAGACACACAGAGCACACAACACAGAUAGGCUAUGCAUGGACUCGGCUAGGCUACAGGGCAAAUCAAAUUAGACAUAUCUGAAUAUAUUUCUUGGCAGAGAAUGACAUGAGUGAAGCAAAGAUUUCUGAAGCCUUUACAGCUGUCAACAUAGGAACCAAAAAUGCCAGGGACAGUUGGAUAGCAGCAAAAGGAGCCUCCAUCUUCCAGUCCAGGCAUACAAAUAUAUGGUUGAGAGAACAAAUUAACUGCCUCAUUACGGAAGGGAACAACAUCAAGGCAAAUAUUUUGGAUUUGCAAGGAGCUAUGAAGAACAUGAAAGCUGAGCUCAAAAGGCACGUGUCAAUAAUCAAUGUGGUGUUGAGCGAAUGUCUGAUUCCAGCUUGGGAACAAUUAUUUUUCAGAAGGAUAAAGCGAGCUGAAGAGAAAAUAACCUAUUUAGAAACUGAGAUUGAAGCCACAAAGAAAAAUCAGGAAGAAGAGACUGUAACAGCAUCUUUAGAGGAGCAGUAUCUUAAAAAGCUGGAGAAGGAUAAUGAAAAUUUACACUUGAGGAUCUUCAUGCUUUCUGAGAAGAGCUCAGCGUUGACUGCAUCGAUGAAGAUCAACCAGCAGAGUUACCUGCAGCUCUGCUGCCAUGUCAACAAGCUAAAAAGAGAGCUCCAGGAAUGCAAACUGACCUGCGGUGAGGAGGAUGAAGUUUUUACAAAGAUGAAACACCAAAUCUGGGAACUGGAAGAGUAUAUACAAGAAUACAAAGUGAAAAUACAGGUUCUUCAGGACAGAGAGAAAAGCCUGCAGGAUGAGCUGUCAGCUGUUGCGAAAGACAAGGUUCGACAUCAGAGCAAGUUGCCAGGCAAGUUUUUGAACCUUCACCCAAAGAGCUUGAUGUAUGAAUUGGCCAGGGCUGAACUGGAAGAAAAAAUGAGAAGAGAAGAGAAAUUUGUGAAGAAACAGCUUUGUGGUGGUAGGACAAAGAUCACCUGGGUCUUGAUAGGCUUGUGGCACUUUGCUGGUGUCCUGCUGGUGAUUGUCUUGACCGUCCUGCUAGUCACCGUCUUCAUUCUCACUGCCUGCCUUUCCAAUCACACAGUGACAGAGGCAUAUCAGCGGCCUGUGUGGCAGUUCCUGGACUAUUACAUCCAGCCAUAUAUGCAACUCUACAGCACCGGCAUCUUACCAAAGUGAUCUCAGGAUUGGAAGAAGCUGCCGACUAGAGAGAGCCUGUCAUUAUAAUGUAUCUCAGAGUGUGGAUAAAGCUCAUAACCUA
Molecule: messenger RNA, 1286 nt
Organism: Podarcis raffonei (Aeolian wall lizard)
Lineage: Eukaryota; Metazoa; Chordata; Lepidosauria; Squamata; Lacertidae
Exons: 12
Coding region: 125-1204 (359 amino acids)
Source: RefSeq, a predicted model, not a curated record